AUGUCGCUAAUCAAGACAAUUGGGAGUAAAGCAGCAAGUGCUCUAGACAGAGAGCUAAUGUCACCGGAAGGUGGAGGGUUUUCCAUAGAUCAAUUGAUGGAACUCGCUGGGUUGGCUGUUGCCAGUGCUGUCUAUAAAGAAUACCCUCCCAGCAAGUACCCUAAAGUAUUAUGUGCAGUUGGAGUUGGUAACAAUGGGGGCGACGCACUGGUUUGCGCCCGCCAUUUGACUCUUUUUGGAUACAAGGUUCGAGUUUAUUACCCAUUGAGGUCGAAGAAACCCCUUUUCACAGGUCUACAGACACAACUAGCAACGUUUGGUGUGCCAAUUAUUGAGACAGAUGUACAGAAAGAAUUCCAGCAGGCUGACCAAAUCGUUGAUGGAAUCUUUGGAUUCUCAUUUGUUCCUCCAGUUCGUGAGCCUUUCCUGGAGGUGAUCGGUCUUUUGAAUGAAUACUGCAAGAAGAUCCCCAUCACUUCUGUUGAUAUCCCUUCUGGAUGGGAUGUGGAUGAAGGUCCAGUCAACUCUUCGUUUGAGCCCUCUUCAUUGGUUAGUUUGACCGCUCCAAAGCCCUGCUCAAAACUUUUUAAAGGAACUCAUUUUGUUGGAGGCAGGUUUGUAAAUAAGGAGCUAGCCGAGAAAUGGGAUAUUGAUAUUCCGAAAUACGAAGGAGUUGACCAAGUAGUGAAAGUCCAGUGA
This is a messenger RNA of Komagataella phaffii GS115, 699 nucleotides long. RefSeq lists its product as uncharacterized. Gene Ontology annotation, cellular component: mitochondrion. NCBI's taxonomy places the organism in Eukaryota, Fungi, Ascomycota, Pichiomycetes, Pichiales, Pichiaceae. The record is from RefSeq and is a predicted model, not a curated record. The coding region runs from base 1 to 699 and encodes 232 amino acids. Gene Ontology annotation, molecular function: NAD(P)HX epimerase activity. The transcript has a single exon.